This is a messenger RNA of Astyanax mexicanus (Mexican tetra), 2546 nucleotides long. It is a transcript of the gene mc5rb, whose product is annotated as melanocortin 5b receptor. The record is from RefSeq and is a predicted model, not a curated record. NCBI's taxonomy places the organism in Eukaryota, Metazoa, Chordata, Actinopteri, Characiformes, Acestrorhamphidae. The coding region runs from base 136 to 1140 and encodes 334 amino acids. Gene Ontology annotation, cellular component: membrane. Gene Ontology annotation, biological process: G protein-coupled receptor signaling pathway. Gene Ontology annotation, molecular function: melanocortin receptor activity. The transcript has 2 exons.
AACACUUCUUUUGCUGCUGCUCCAGACAGAUUACUGAAGUUAAGAAGCUAUGCAUUUUGUUCCUUUAGAAAUUGAGGAAAAUAACUGCAAGACCUUCAAGGAUUGUGCUGUUAUGACUUCUCUAUUAAACAUUGAAUGGAUCUCAGACAAACGAUGAACUCGUCAGAGUGGACACCGUCUUCUAUGAACUCCUCACUUGCACUUACUAACCACAGUGAUGAGUCUACCCGGCUCAAACCAGGCGUAUCGGGAACCUGUGAACAGGUCCACAUCGCGCCAGAGGUGUUCCUCACCUUAGGUCUGGUGAGUCUGCUGGAGAACAUCUUGGUUAUCCUGGCCAUCGUGAAGAACACAAACCUUCACUCACCCAUGUACUUCUUCAUCUGCAGCCUGGCCGUGGCGGACAUGUUGGUGAGUGUCUCCAAUGCGUGGGAGACAAUAGUGAUCCACCUCUUGGCCAACAGGAGGUUAGUGGUGGAGGAUCACUUCAUCCGUCAGCUGGAUAACGUGUUCGAUUCUCUGAUCUGUAUUUCUGUGGUGGCCUCCAUGUGCAGCCUGCUGGCCAUUGCUGUUGACCGUUAUGUAACCAUUUUUUAUGCCCUCCGCUAUCAUAACAUUAUGACCGUAAGACGAGCAGGGAUGAUCAUCGGUAGCAUCUGGAGCUUCUGCACUGGCUGUGGCAUCAUCUUCAUUAUCUACUCAGACACCACGCCGGUGGUGGUGUGUCUGGUGGCCAUGUUUUUUGGAAUGCUGCUCCUGAUGGCCUCCCUCUACAGCCACAUGUUCCUUCUGGCCCGCUCCCACGUCAGGCGCAUGGCUGCGUUACCAGGUUACAACGCCUCUAUCCAGCAGUGGUCAAGCAUGAAGGGGGCCAUAACCCUCACUAUCCUCCUGGGGAUCUUCAUCGUGUGCUGGGCGCCUUUCUUCCUGCACCUCAUCCUCAUGAUCUCCUGCCCAAGGAACCUGUACUGCAUCUGUUUCAUGUCCCACUUCAACAUGUACCUCAUCCUGAUCAUGUGUAACUCAGUGAUCGAUCCUCUAAUCUACGCUCUGAGGAGCCAGGAGAUGAGGAAGACCUUUAAGGAGAUUCUCUGCUGCUACAGCCUGCACAGCUUCUUCAUCUUCUCCAGUAAAUACUGAACAACAAUCAGAACUAAACCAAAGAGCCUUUAUGUCAAUCCAUAUACCAGUAUUAUAAUCUCUUAUAUGACUCUAUUCUUCUAGAUGCAGAAUUUGCAUACUAGUCCCGACGGACAGUUCUGGUGGAAACAGGAGAGUUGAGGUGCACAUAGAAUUCUGCCGUGAUUUGGGCAGCCGUGGUUUUAAUUUUUUUGGAUACAUUCAGGGUUAGCACCCGAACAUCCCUUUCAGACAGCUUCCUCUUGCAUCCACAGUUAAUCCUGUUGGAUGUGGUUCCUCCUUGGUGGUAUGCUGACAUUACCCUGGAUACCGUGGCUCUUGAUACAUCACAUAGACUUGCUGUCCUGGUCACAGAUGCGCCAGCAAGACGUGCACCAACAAUUUGUGCUCUUUUGAACUCUGGUAUGGAACCCAUAAUGUUGUGUGCAUUGCAAUAUUUUGCAAUUAAUGAAUAUUGGCCACCAGGCUGCUCCAAUUUAACCAUGAAACCUCCCACAUUAAAUGACAGGUGUUUCAGUUUCAUUGUCCAACCCAUGUAAAACAACACAGUACCACAUACGAGAGAAAUGAAAAACAUUGAUUAUCUUCUUCUACAGUGACUUCUGUCAGGAGGUGGGAUUUAUGCAUUAGGCAGCAAGUGAACCGUUAGUUCUGAAAAGAUAUAAAAGUGAUAAGAAAAGUGAUAAAAAUAAAUUGUGAUUGCUCGAUUGAUGAGCAUCCCCAAAACAGAAGGCAGUUCCUAUGGAGUGGUCCUGGCAUCUAUGAAAAGCUCUCCAAGAAAGGGCAAUAGAUGAACUGGAGACUGCUGAUAGAUGUCCUGUCUUGAUAACAGAUACCACAAACACUUUCAGAGUUCUUGUGGAGUCUAUAUGCCGAACAGGCAAAUAUGUUGUGUAAAUACAAGGGUGACCUACUCAUAAUAAGGCAGAUGGUGCUAAUGUUAUGGAAUUAAAGGAAAAGCUACAUUACAAGACUGUACAUACUGCAUUGAUCCUGUGUCUUUAACAUCCUUAAGCUCUAUUUAUGAGACAUGUUUGGAUUUGUGUAUCACAAACAGUAAGUUCAUUUAAAUAAGUUUUACUUUUUUGUAACAGUAUUUUACAUAUAGUAUUAAUGACCAGGACCAGGAUCCCAAAAGCAUGGUAGUGUUAAGAUAAUAUGUAGAAUGAUAUAAAUGUGUUUUGAUUUGAUAACACAAAAUACAGAUGUGCAAGAAUAAGUAGAUGGACUCAAGUGCAAGUAAAUAUUUAAUAAAAUCAAGAACAGAAAAUAAACACAAACAGAUCCAAAACAAAAGACUGAAACAAACUGACAAAACUAGACUGAAACAAACUGAGAAAAACCAUAAACUGAAACGCAAACACUGAAAUAUACAGUAUAUAUAUAUAUAUAUAUAUAUAUAUAUA